Messenger RNA from Orbilia oligospora ATCC 24927, 1056 nucleotides. RefSeq lists its product as uncharacterized. The transcript is spliced from 2 exons. NCBI's taxonomy places the organism in Eukaryota, Fungi, Ascomycota, Orbiliomycetes, Orbiliales, Orbiliaceae. Gene Ontology annotation, molecular function: mRNA binding; rRNA binding; structural constituent of ribosome. The coding region runs from base 1 to 1056 and encodes 351 amino acids. Gene Ontology annotation, biological process: ribosomal small subunit assembly; translation. Gene Ontology annotation, cellular component: ribosome. The record is from RefSeq and is a predicted model, not a curated record.
AUGGCAGCCCCGCUAUCUUUCUUACGGCCGUCGGCCUUGAGGGCCCUCGAACGACUUCCAUUGGGUUCCGCCUCAAGACCGAUAUCGAUACCGAGCCGUCGAUGUCUCGCGACCUUCGCCCCGCGGCCUCAUCGAUUUGGCCCCACUACCACCACCACCACUACCUCGGGCUUCGCCCCACUUUAUCAACGACGAAGUUAUAGCGAUUCGAAAUCUGGAGAAUCCGAACUUACGGAGGGGUCAGUUACGGAGGAGGCGUCAAAGACAGCUGAGAUCAUGGGAGACGAAGGAGUUAAUGUGGAGGAGUUUGGGACACCUGCCAGCGAGAUCUUCAAGCGGGAAAAUGACGUCGAGAACGCACCAGAAAUCGUCAAAGAAGAACUCAGCAAACCCACGACAUCCCUCCUGUCUGCCGAAACAACAGCCAUGCUAUUCCCUCCGGAUGCCCUGAACGAAUUCUCCAAUCCGACCCCAAAAGUCGUCGUUCCACCUUACAGACCUGCAAUUCCUCUCCUACCGAUCCCAGCGCUGCAUAGCAUUCACCAUAGAGACCAUCCGCUAUUACGACAAUUAACUCCAUGUUUCAUGAAGCAUGGAGAACUCGCGACCGCCCAGGCAACGGUACAAAAGAUUCUUCAAAUCCUUCGUACAAAGCCUGCACCCAGAGAAGGGAAAUACCCGCUUGUCCCCAACGCACCGGAUCUUUCAUUACUCCCCGGAGAUCCCGUGGCAUAUCUACAAACAGCAAUUGAUUCUAUAGCUCCAUUGUUUAAACUCAAGAGUACUCGUGGAUCCGGAGGCAGUGUUAACCAAGUACCUGUCCCCUUGCCAGUCAAGACAAGGAGGAGGAAGGCCUUACAAUGGAUGUUACAAGCUGCUGACGGAAAGAAGAGGAUGAAGAGUUUACCGGAGAGGUUCGCGGAGGAAGUUGAGAGUGUGGUUUUAGGGACUAGCAGCUGUUGGGAUAAACGGUUGGCGGUGCAUAAGCUUUGCGUGACGAAUCGAGCGAAUGUAUCUGAUACGGGAGGGAAGAAGAAGAAGAGGAUGGGGAGGUAA